AUGUGCGGGUGCGAGGAGAAGGACAACGUUCUGCAGGUGUACUGCGACAACCGCGGCUUCUCGGACAUGUCCCAGCUGCGUGCGCCGCCCGCCGUCGUGCCGCCGCGGCCCUACAAGCUGUUCCUCAACGGCAACUCCAUCGGCGCCCUCUACCUCAACGACUUCGUCGACUACGGAGCAGCGGUCUCGCUCAACGUGGCCAACAACGGCCUGCUCGAGAUACAGGCCGGUGCCAUGCUGGGCCUGCAGGACCUGCGCCGCCUCUACCUGUUCAGCAACAAGCUGGAGGUAUUCCGCAACGACACGUUCCUGGGCCUCGACAAUCUGGAGUACCUGCAGGCUGACUACAACCUCCUGCGGCACAUCGAGGCGGCCGCCUUCUGGGGGCUGACCAAGCUGCGCGUUCUCAUACUCAACGACAACCUGCUCCACCACCUGCCCGGCGACAUCUUCCGGAAUGUGACGCUGCGCCACCUGGACCUGCGCGGCAACCGCCUCAAGACGCUGCCCCACCGGGGCCUGCUGGAGCACCUGGACCGCGUCGCCGAGAUCCAGCUGGAGGAGAACUUGUGGAACUGCACGUGCGAGCUGGAUGCCCUCAGGGCAUGGCUCGACCACCUGUCGCACUCGGUGCUCGUGGGCGAGGUGAUGUGCGAGACGCCGUUCCGCUUGCGGGGCAAGGACCUCGGCGAGUUCCCGCGGCGCGAGCUGUGCUCGGAGCGUGCGGGCGAAGACUUCCCGCUGCCGUCGGAGGCCCUCAAUGCUUCGCGCGGGGGCACCAACCUCGGCCCCAUCGUGGGCGUCCAGGCGAAGGCGCCCGUCGUCACAAGCUGCCCCGUGGUGUGCAGCUGCAACUUUCACACGGGCGACAUGGGGCUCACGGUGAACUGCCACAACCGCAGCAUCCUGAGCGUGCAGGCGCUGCUGCCGCGACCGCUCUUCCCCAAGAAGCUGUAUCUGCCCGAGAACCUUAUCAAGACCAUCCGCAAGCUCGACUUCAAGGACUUCGCCAGUCUCGAGCUGCUGCACCUGGGCAACAACCGCAUCUCUUCGAUCCACGAGGGCGCCUUCGCCAACCUCACCAACCUGCAGCGGCUCUACCUGAACACCAACUACAUCGUGACGCUCUCGCCGGGCAUGUUCGCGGGCCUGCGCAGCCUGCAGUACCUCUACCUGGAGUUCAACGAGAUCCGCGAGAUCCUGGCGGGCACCUUCAAUGAGCUGAGCGGCCUCCAGCUGCUGUUCCUCAACAACAACGAGCUGCGCUCACUGCCGCACGGCGCGUUCGCCGGCAUGGCCAUCACCCGCCUCAACCUGCGGAGCAACUUCUUCGAGAGGCUGCCCGUGGCCGGCGUGCUGGAGCACCUACAUGCUAUCGUGCAGAUAGACCUGCAGGAGAACCCGUGGGAGUGCGGCUGCGACGCCGUGACGCUCAAGCAGUGGAUCGAGGGCCUGAGCGGUGGCGUGGUGCACAGCGAGGUUACGUGCGAGUCGCCCGCCCGGUUCGCCGCCAAGCGGCUACGCUCGCUGCCCUUCGAGGCGCUGUGCCCCGACCCGCCGGCCGACCACCGAUCGCACACGUGGUCGCCCGACUUCGACAAGACCACGUCCGCCAACUCGGGCUUCGGCGUCAUCCCGGGCAAGAGCGCCGUGCCGCUCUCCGUGCUCAUCCUCAGCCUGCUCAUCGUGCUCAUCCUCACCGUGUUCGCCACGGCGGGCCUCUUCGUGUUCAUCCUGCGGCGGCGAAAGGCCGCCGCCCAGGGCCAGUGCGACACAACGCUCAACCAGGACCUGGCGGCGAUCCCCCUCGACUACGGAUUCUACGAGCCCAAGGCGGAGCCGGGUCCGCCCGAGCGCCACGCGUCGCGCCACCUCUACGAGUACAUCCCGCAGCCGAUCGGCACCAUGUGCAAGAACCCCAUCUACAUCCCGCGCGAGGGCGACAGCGAGCACGAGUACAAGGAGGUGCAGGCUGAGCCGGUCGCCUUCCGUGACAUCCUCGACAAGACCAUCCAGCGGCAGAUCCUCAGCAUGAGCUACUCGUUCGCGGGCGCGGAGCACGGCCCAGGGACGACGUGCGCCGCUGCCGACGCCUUCUCGAGGAUGGGCCUCAUGGGCACGCAUGCAGAGCAGGGCUCCAUCACCCUGCAGCAGCAGCAGCAGCAGAAAGCGUGCGAGCCGCACCCCGAGGGAGUCAUCAGAGAGACAGUUCUCUUUGGUUCACCCAACGGCACGGCAGCGGCGGCUGCUGCUGCUGCUGCUGCUGCCGUCGCCGGAGGUGCAGGUGGCGGGGAGUAUCUGGAGAUGCGAGCCAGACUGCAGUGCGAGCCAGACUACCUGGAGGUGCUCGAGAAACAGGCCGCGUACAACAAGCUUUAA
Molecule: messenger RNA, 2379 nt
Organism: Petromyzon marinus (sea lamprey)
Lineage: Eukaryota; Metazoa; Chordata; Hyperoartia; Petromyzontiformes; Petromyzontidae
Source: RefSeq, a predicted model, not a curated record